AUGGCUCCACGAAACGGAAAUGCCGGCGACGGCAAUGGAGAGGGGAUCCUGGGCUCCGUGGCCCGGUUCUGGACUCACUCCUAUGCCCCCGAUUAUGUCGGCUUCGCCGGCUUGCUGACGGCCUACAUGCUCAUCCAGUUCUUCGUCGAGCCGUUCCACCGCAUGUUCUUCAUCAACGACCUGCGCAUCGCCUUCCCCCACGCCGAACACGAGCGCGUUCCCGUGGCCAUGAACUUCGUCUGGGCGCUGUUCGUCCCGCUCGGCGUCAUCAUAUUCUGGAACAGCGUCACGCGCGCCUCCUUCCACAAGCACCACUCGACCGUACUCGGCUUGGCCAUCGCUGUCAUCUUGACCAGCUUCCUGACGGAUAUUGUGAAGAAUACUGUUGGCAGACCGAGGCCGGACCUGAUCGCUAGGUGCAAGCCGGAGGCUGGGACUCCGAGGGACGUUUUGGUCACCUUUGAGGUGUGUACCGAGACGGAUCACCACACACUUCAUGAUGGCUGGCGUUCCUUCCCAUCGGGGCACUCCAGCUUCAGCUUUGCCGGCCUGGGGUACACGGCGUUCUUCUUGGCCGGGCAGCUGCGCAUCUUCAGGGACAAGAAAGACCUGGGCCGUGCUCUCUUCUGCCUGGCGCCUCUCGUGGGCGCGGCAAUGAUAGCCAUCAGCCGGUGCCAGGACUACAGGCACGACGUGUAUGACGUCUGCACCGGCUCAGCCCUUGGUCUGGUGGUCGGGUUUUGGAGCUAUCGCAGAUACUGGCCUCGGCUGGCCAGCCGGGACUGCGACACCCCCUACCCCACGCCGGGCACGGAACUGGAUGAGAGAGACGAGAGAGGCUGGCGCCGGGUGCGAGAUGAGGAAGAGGGCCCGAUUUUGGGGAGGAGCGUUGAUUGA
This is a messenger RNA of Neoarthrinium moseri, 897 nucleotides long. RefSeq lists its product as uncharacterized. The transcript has 3 exons. Gene Ontology annotation, molecular function: phosphatidate phosphatase activity. Lineage: Eukaryota; Fungi; Ascomycota; Sordariomycetes; Amphisphaeriales; Apiosporaceae. Bases 1 to 897 code for a protein of 298 amino acids. Gene Ontology annotation, biological process: phospholipid metabolic process. The record is from RefSeq and is a predicted model, not a curated record.